AGCGCGGCCGAGCCCGAGCCGAGCGCUGCCGAGCCGUCCCGGAGCGAGCCGAGCGCGGCCGAGCCCGCUCCCGAGCGCUGCCGAGCCGCCCCGGAGCGAGCCGAGCGCCGCCGAGCCCGCUCCCGAGCGCGCGGCGCUCCGCCGCGCUCCGCCGCGCUCCGCAGUGGCGGGGGGCGCGCGCGGCAGCGGCGGCGGCGGCGCGCGGGGCGCAGAGGCGGCAGCCAAGAUGGCGGCGCGGGUGGCGCAGGGGCCGGGAGCCCGCGGGCGCGCCUAGGCCGCGGCCCCCCCGGCGGGCGCCCCGCCGGCGCGGCCCCCCGGCCGGCAGGAUGCUGCCCUCGCAGGAGGCCUCCAAGCUCUACCAUGACAACUACAUGCGGAACUCGCGCGCCAUCGGCGUGCUCUGGGCCAUCUUCACCAUCUGCUUCGCCAUCAUCAACGUGGUGGUCUUCAUCCAGCCCUACUGGGUGGGCGACAGCGUCAACACGCCCAAGCCCGGCUACUUCGGGCUCUUCCACUACUGCGUGGGCAGCGGGCUGGCGGGCCGCGAGCUCUCGUGCCGCGGCUCCUUCACCGACUUCAGCACCAUCCCCUCGGGCGCCUUCCAGGCCGCCGCCUUCUUCGUGCUGCUCUCCAUGGUGCUGAUCCUGGGCUGCAUCACCUGCUUCGCGCUCUUCUUCUUCUGCAACACCGCCACCGUCUACAAGAUCUGCGCCUGGAUGCAGCUGCUCGCAGCUCUCUGCCUGGUGCUGGGCUGCAUGAUCUUCCCCGACGGCUGGGACGCCGAGACCAUCCGGGACAUGUGCGGGGAGAAGACGGGGAAAUACUCCCUGGGCGACUGCUCCGUGCGCUGGGCGUACAUCCUGGCCAUCAUCGGCAUCCUCAACGCCCUCAUCCUCUCCUUCCUGGCCUUCGUCCUCGGCAACCGGCAGAACGACCUGCUGCACGAGGAGCUCAAGACAGAGAGCAAAGAUUUUGUCGGCACUGCGCGGAUAUAGGGCCGAGCGGCUGCAGCAGGACCCUCGCCCCGCACCCGGCGGCAUGGGCGCCCCCUCCCCGUCCCACCCGGCGUCGGCUGCCAGCAGCCCCGCGGUCCCCCGCGCCGGUGCCCGCCACCGCGUCCACGUCCACGCCGGCACCGCCACCCCCUGCGUCCCGCCAGCUCCGCACCCCCUGCCGCCCGCCGGCCGCCCCGGGAGGACGCCCCCGACCCGCUUCGUCCGCGAACAGCAUCAAACUGCGGUUUCGUUUGGAGGAAAAAACAUUCUCAGAGUUUUUAACAGAUUUCUACAUCCCCCGGACUCCAGAGCCGCCGCCUCCCGCCCGCCGCCGCCCCAGCACCCUCCCCGCGCCCAUUUUGUACAGCUCCGUGAUCCUGUCUCCACGGCCGGGGCGCCCCGCGGCUGGGACGGGGCCAGCCUGUACUUUUACGUGUAAAUUCAUAUUCUCGAAACAGGGUAAAGUGACUCGAGCCCCCUCCCCGCUCUCCCCGCUGCCCGGGCAGUGCAGCCCCGGCACCCCGCACCGCUCAGUCCGGCUGCCCGCGGGGACCGGGAGCAGCUGAAAGCGCCGACCCCCGGCGGGACGGCCCCCGCCAGCCCCAGCCCCGCGCCGGCCGCUGCCAUCGCCUUCCCUCCCCGAACGGUGCUUUAUCUCCACUGGUGACAGCCAGGCUGCCGCGGCGCGGCCGCGAGGGCCCCAGCGUGCGGGUGCCGGGCCAGGCUGCGAGCUGGCCGCCGCGGCGCCCCGAGCAGCAGCCCUCGCAAUGCAAUAACGCCCUCGGCGCCACGCUGAGCCGGGGGGAGCCAGGGCCCGUGGGGUGCCGCGGGGAGCGGCGGCGGAUGGGGCUGCACGCGGGUUUCGCGGAGGGGCGCCGGGCUGGAGCGAUCCAAGAGGGACGAGGCUGCCGCUGGGAGCAGGAGGCUGGGCGGCUGGUGAUGGUGGCACGAGCCACUGCCCCAAGCGGGCGCCAACGCGGGCGGCGCGGGAUGGGAAACGCUGCUGGGAAAGGCAAUGAAGGGCUACGCAGGAGCCAUGACCCAGCCCGGCGAGCCGCUGCGGCCGGGGCGCCCGGCGGGCGGUAAGUCGUGCCCUGAGGGGCGGCGGGGGAAAGGGAGCCACGCUGAACCGCGCACCGAACUGCAAGCGGGGCGCCGAGCUUCGCCCGGGCCAACCUCGCUCCGGGCGCUCCCGCGCUGCAGACGCAGCCCCGGGCCUCCCCGUGCGGCUGGUGGCGGAGGCCCGGCCCCGUCGCGAGUGCCAUUAUUGAUCCAUCUGGAAAACAAAACAAAACAAAGCAAAAUCAGUGGAGAAAGGAAUACAGUAGCUGUAAUAUAUCUGUAUUUUAGUACAAAGUUUGAUACAGUGUUUCACAAAACCUUAUUGAAAAAUAUAAUUCAAACCAGAUCAGCUCUGA
This is a messenger RNA of Dromaius novaehollandiae (emu), 2413 nucleotides long. It is a transcript of the gene LHFPL4, whose product is annotated as LHFPL tetraspan subfamily member 4. Gene Ontology annotation, molecular function: GABA receptor binding. The transcript has 4 exons. The record is from RefSeq and is a predicted model, not a curated record. Gene Ontology annotation, biological process: gamma-aminobutyric acid receptor clustering; sensory perception of sound. Gene Ontology annotation, cellular component: plasma membrane; postsynaptic membrane; inhibitory synapse. Lineage: Eukaryota; Metazoa; Chordata; Aves; Casuariiformes; Dromaiidae. The coding region runs from base 327 to 995 and encodes 222 amino acids.